Messenger RNA from Sparassis crispa, 1083 nucleotides. RefSeq names its product alpha/beta-hydrolase. The coding region runs from base 1 to 1083 and encodes 360 amino acids. The transcript has 7 exons. NCBI's taxonomy places the organism in Eukaryota, Fungi, Basidiomycota, Agaricomycetes, Polyporales, Sparassidaceae. The record is from RefSeq and is a predicted model, not a curated record. Gene Ontology annotation, molecular function: hydrolase activity.
AUGCCCGAUGAACGUCGAGUGCGCGUGAUCGCGAUCGUCUUAUCCAUAUCAAAUGGCGGAGCCACCCAUCCUCACCAUCCGAGAAUGGACCCCUCAGCGUACAGGUCGCUCACUACCAAGCGCGGUCUCAAGUACAACUACUUCGUCGUCCACGGCACCGACUCCGCGAAGCCCGCCCUCCUCUUUAUUCACGGCUUUCCAUCGACCUCCUAUGACUGGCGCCACCAAGUCCCGUUCUUCCGUGCGCACGGAUUCACGGUGAUCGUACCAGACAUGCUGGGAUACGGUGGCACGGACAAGCCGACAGAGGUUGAGAAGUACAAGUUCAGCGGGAUGGCGGCGGAUAUGAUUGACAUACUUGACGCGGAGAACGUCGCGCCCGGGAGGGCGGUCGCGAUUGGGCAUGACUGGGGCAGCGGGCUCACCUGCCGUAUCGCGAAUUACUACCCCGAACGCUUCCUCGGUUUUGCAUUUCUUUCGGUUGGCUACUCUCCGCCAUCGACCUCGGGGACAUUUACCCACUUCCUCGACCAUCUCAAAGGCCUCUUUGGCUAUGAGCUUUUCGGGUACUGGUUGUUCUUCUCCGAGGAAGGCGCAGAUAAGAUCAUAGAGGAACAUUGGGACUCGUUCAUCAAUAUCGUUUACCCGUCAGAUCCUGCAUACUGGCGCACGGACUUGGCGCCAGUCGGGGCGCUCAAAGCAUGGGUCCUCGCAGAUCGAGCGCUUCCGCCCGUAUCUUACCUCACGGAGGCUGACAAGAAGCACAUGAAGGAAAGCAUCCGCGACCUCGGCAUCGCGGGCCCGCUCAACUGGUACAAAGUGAUGACUUCCGGUCUCAGCGCCGAGGAUAACAAACAAAUUCCGCAGGAGCGCUACACUGUGCAGCAGCCGACGUUCUUCGGUGCUGCGAUGCGGGACUACGUCUGCGUGCCGGAGCUCUUCGCGAAGGCGCUGUGCCCCAACCUGACGUGGAGGGGCUUCGAUGCAGACCACUGGGUACAGCUGGCGCAGCCCGAUGAGCUUAAUCGCGAGUUGUUGGCGUGGAUCGAUGGGAUUAGGGAGGUGCAGCCUGCAAGGAUGUGA